This is a messenger RNA of Symbiodinium sp. CCMP2592, 3227 nucleotides long. The record is from the annotation of a GenBank genome assembly. Lineage: Eukaryota; Dinophyceae; Suessiales; Symbiodiniaceae.
AUGGCGAGGCCAGACCAACGAGUCGGCAUCACCCAGGCAUCUCAGGAACUUCCUGAGGAGUUGUCCGAGAUCGAGUCGUCCAUUGAGGAGGAUGCAGAUCGAAGCUAUCCGGAGGACUUCGCCGAUGAUACGGGCACAGGCACCUUGGAUCGAAGCGAGCCGAGGCAGAGUGCAGCUGCGUCGCCUCGCAGUUUGACUUCCGACAAGGAAGCGAGCUACUCGGAAGAUUUCGCGGAAGCCACGCUGGAGGCGACCAUGGAGGAGGCUCUUCCCACUCCGGACAUCCCGCGCGCCACCUUGGACAGGCGUCAAGAGAUAGCUUUGCGGCAGCAGGCGGACUCGAAGAAAGUGAUCGUGCCACUGGUUCCAGAGGACGAUGACAUCGAGGAAGAGGACAUUCCGGAGGGUGGAGAUUUCAGUGAGGAUGACCUUGAGGGCUCCAGCUCAAUGUACGACCCGGAGGUUCGCCGAAGAGAGAUGGAGAAGGAGGAGCAGCAACGAGAGGAGGAGGAGCGUCUGCGCAGGGAGCAGGAGCAAGCCGAACAGGCGCGCAAGCAAAAAGAGAUAGACGAGGCAAAUCGCCGGCUGGCUGCAGAAAGACAGCGCAAGCUGGAGGAGGAGAGGAAGCGCGAAGAGGAGGAAGCCUUCCGAAGGAAGCAGCAGGAGGAGCUUCAGCGUGAGCAGGCCCGGAGAGCGGAGGAGCAACGUAAACAGGCGGAAGAGGCGGAGAGGAAGAGGGAGGAAGAGAGGAGGAAAGCGGAGGAGCAAGAGACCAGAAGGAGGGAGGAAGAGAGGAGGAAAGCCGAAGAGGAGACCAGGAGGAGAGAGGAGGAGCAGCGAAAGAAAUCCGAAGAGGAGAACAUGAGGAGGGAGGAGGAACGCAGGAAAGCAGAAGAGGAGACCCGAAAGAGGGAGGAGGAACGGAAGAAAGCGGAAGAAGAGACCAAAAGACAGGAAGAGGAGGAGCGAAGGAAGGCCGAGGAGGAGGCAAAGAAGAGGGAAAAGGAGGAGGCAGAGCGCCGGAAGGCUGAAGAAGAGCUCCUGCAGAAGAGGGAGGAGGCCAUGCGAGCCAUACCUUCCCAGGUUCGGCAGCAGGCCGUGGCGUCCGAGGAACCCGGGGAGCCCCAAAAGCAGCGGCAGAUGAUGGAAGCCCAAGCUCGAGAGCUGCAGGAGCCCGACAGGCCGAAGCAGCCUGAUGAUGUGGAAGGACUAGUGCCCGAAGUGCUCAGAAGCACACCGGAGAGCCCAGCAAAGGACUCCAACUUUGCGAGCCCUUUGGUAGCAGGCGCAGGCCUCAGACCGCGUCGCUUCUCCGGCACCUGGAUUCAGACGGAGCUGGACACAGCAGGGCACCUGGAAGACGGAGAGAUCCCCCCUCAGGCAGCUCCGGGUCCUGACAAGAGCCGAAGCUAUCAGAUGGAGCCUUCGCGGCAGACGGAGCUUCGUUCACGCCCGUGCAGUGACAACGUCUGGUCUUCGCCGAAGUCGCAAUGGGACGAGCAGAGGACUGCGUCCACGACUGCAGGGGACCGGAGCUAUCGAACCGGCUGGUCCUCCAGGUGGGAGCAGGCGGGCGCGGCCGGCGAAUGGCCUGAUCGAGACGAUUGGCGCGGGAGUUGGUGGGACCGCGACUGGCAUCUUCAGCGCGAUGAGGAGGACUUCCGGCCGUUUGAGGUGCGGAGUCAGGGGCGAGAGAGAUGGGGAAGCUUGGGAGAAGACCUCCCGACCUGGAGCCAAAGACGUUCUAGGGAUCUCUGGCCGGACACUCCCGGCCAUUGGGAGAAAGAAAGCUGGCCACGGCAGGACAAAGAGAACUGCGUGAGCCAGCUUGGAGAGUGGGAUUGGGAGCGGGCGCGCCGCAGCCCGUCUCGCGCCUCGGGGCUCUGGCAGUCCCGGCCGAAGGCCGCGUGGGAAGCUGCAGCGGCGUCGUUUCCCAAUCAUACGGCGGCGCUGCCUCAACCACUAGGAAUAGCGCCGGGCUUCUAUGGCCAGCCCACGCCAUUCGGAGUGCUGUAUCCCUGGGGCUUCGGCAGCUACCCGUUGCCGGGAACAGGACCAGGCCCCUGCCUGGUCGCCCCUCCGACCAUGGCUGAGUCGGCCACCCUGUCGCCAACAGGCGCGAGCCCGGCCCGUCCAGCUCCGGAGGAGCAGCAGGACGAGGAGGACGAGGAGGCACCAGCGCCGCCAGCGGCCAACAUACUGGAAACAACGCUUCCUGUGGGCCCAAGUGACCUGGACUUUCAGGAGUCGCUGGUCUCUGCUUUUGCGGCCGUAGUGGAUGAAAUGCUCCAGUUCAAGUACGGCUGCGGCAUAGACACGGCGGACUACCGGGGCAAGCUGAGAGCUCUUUGCGAUGCGAGUGCGCUGUGUUCCAUGGCGCGGCUGCUGGACGCUGCCAACUCGCAGAAAGAGUUCGUAGCCCUGGACUCCAGCAACUGCCAGGUGCAGCUGCGGCUGACGUACCAGGAGCUCUCUUCCUUCGGCGGCCUCUGCGAGAGGCUUCGAAUCCUUCCGGGCACCGCCAGCGCCGUGGUGGUCAUCUCCACGCGGGGCGGCUACGCCGUGCAGGCCUUGGCCGCCUUUCGGCCCUCCUGUGACUUUCGCCACGCUGUGGGCCGAUGCGGCUUGGGCACGAAUGCCCGUGCUUUAGAGCACUUCGCCGAGGAGGAGUUCUGUAGUGCUGUGGCUCUGGAGCCCACGAUCCUGUCUCUGCAGGCACCACUGGGCGGCCCCCUGCGGGAGCCUCCGGCACUCACGGAGGAGUUCCGGAGCCUCCGGCAGCUCCUCCUGGGCCGCCCGGGCGCCGGCGCCUCGCAGCGCAGCUCCGGCGCCUUGGCCCCGCAGCUCCUUGCGGCUCUCCACGCACGAGCGCCCAGUGCGCUGGCAUUCCGGCAUGUCGCCUCGGCCCUAGCAGGCAACGACGUUCAACCGGAUGUGGUCGACGAGCUUUUCCGGAGGCUCGUGGACUGGUUUCGAAGCAGCUCUCCGUCUGUGGUAGCCGCUGCGCAAGGUGCACUGGCUGAGGCUCCAGCGCACGUGGCCCUGGUGGCUCGCCUACGGAAAGCUCCGGAGAGGCGACGUCUCUGCGAGCUGGGCUGCCAGCUCCUGGCCCGCGCUGCGCGGCACCACGUGGAGAACGCGGCUGCCUUUGUGGGCGCCGGUGCGGCGCAGCUGGUCUGCGAGAUGCUAGACAGGCACUACGGUGUGAAGGAGCUGCAGAGGUGUGG